GGGGGAGGAGAGCGCGGGGCCGAGCCAGUCCGGCGGGGCCCGGACCCGGGACUACACACGGAGCAGCGGCUCCCGGCCCACGCAGCCCCGCGACGCCGCCACCGCCGCGAUGCUCCAGACCUUGUAUGAUUACUUCUGGUGGGAACGGCUAUGGCUGCCUGGGAACCUAACCUGGGCGGAUCUAGAAGAUAAAGAUGGACGUGUCUAUGCCAAAGCUUCAGACCUGUAUAUGACACUACCCCUGGCCUUGCUCUUCCUCAUCAUUCGAUACUUCUUUGAGCUUUAUGUGGCUACACCACUGGCUGCCCUCCUGAAUGUAAAGGAGAAAACUCGGUUACGAGCGCCUCCCAACCCCACCUUGGAGCAUUUUUACCUAACCAGUGGCAAGCAGCCCAAGCAGAUAGAAGUGGAGCUCUUGUCCCGGCAGAGUGGGCUUUCUGGCCGCCAGGUAGAACGCUGGUUCCGUCGUCGCCGCAACCAGGACCGGCCAAGUCUUCUCAAGAAGUUCCGAGAAGCAAGCUGGAGGUUCACAUUUUACCUGAUUGCCUUCAUUGCUGGCAUGGCCGUCAUUGUGGAUAAACCCUGGUUCUAUGACAUGAGGAAAGUUUGGGAGGGAUAUCCCAUACAGAGCAUUAUCCCUUCCCAGUAUUGGUACUACAUGAUUGAGCUUUCCUUCUACUGGUCCCUUCUCUUCAGCGUUGCUUCUGAUGUCAAGCGAAAGGAUUUCAAGGAGCAGAUCAUCCACCACGUGGCCACCAUCGUUCUCGUCAGCUUCUCGUGGGUUGUCAAUUACAUCCGUGCGGGGACUCUCAUUAUGGCUCUCCAUGACUCUUCUGACUACUUGCUGGAGUCAGCCAAGAUGUUCAACUACGCGGGAUGGAAAAACACCUGUAACAACAUCUUCAUCGUCUUUGCUGCUGUUUUCAUCAUCACUCGGCUAGUCAUCCUGCCCUUCUGGAUGCUGUACUGUACCGUGUUGUAUCCGCUGGAGCUCUAUCCUGCUUUCUUUGGCUAUUACUUCUUCAAUAUCAUGAUGACAGUGCUACAGGCGCUACAUAUCUUCUGGGCCUACCUCAUUUUGCGAAUGGCCCACAAGUUCAUAACUGGAAAGCUGGUAGAAGAUGAACGCAGUGACCGUGAUGAAACAGAGAGCUCAGAGGGGGAAGAGGCUGCAUCUGGGGGAGGAAUAAAAAGUCGGCCCCUAGCCAAUGGCCAUCCUAUUCUCAAUAACAACCAUCGUAAGACUGACUGAACUGUUGUCCCACCGGUUCCCCA
Molecule: messenger RNA, 1275 nt
Organism: Dipodomys spectabilis (banner-tailed kangaroo rat)
Lineage: Eukaryota; Metazoa; Chordata; Mammalia; Rodentia; Heteromyidae
Gene: Cers2
Product: ceramide synthase 2
Exons: 11
Coding region: 110-1252 (380 amino acids)
Biological process (GO): ceramide biosynthetic process
Cellular component (GO): membrane
Molecular function (GO): DNA binding; sphingosine N-acyltransferase activity
Source: RefSeq, a predicted model, not a curated record